Messenger RNA from Betta splendens (Siamese fighting fish), 1784 nucleotides. It is a transcript of the gene rnf25, whose product is annotated as ring finger protein 25. The record is from RefSeq and is a predicted model, not a curated record. Gene Ontology annotation, biological process: protein ubiquitination. The coding region runs from base 130 to 1557 and encodes 475 amino acids. Lineage: Eukaryota; Metazoa; Chordata; Actinopteri; Anabantiformes; Osphronemidae. Gene Ontology annotation, cellular component: nucleus. The transcript has 10 exons. Gene Ontology annotation, molecular function: protein binding; ubiquitin protein ligase activity.
GCCAUAAUGUGGAACUACCGCUUAAACCAGCUCCUAUCAAGUUGGUCAAAUUAAGUGUAGCGCUGCUUCCGGGACAGUUUUACUGUGCACUUACGUCAGUUCAGCAGAAGCCCUCACUGAAACAUCAUCAUGGCAUCGGAGUGCGAUGUGCAGUCAGAAAUCGAGGUGCUGCAGUCCAUCUACGUGGAUGAACUGUUGGUCAACAAGAGAGAGGACGGGGGCUGGGAGGUGAGUCUGGUCCUGUACCCAUCCACUGCCGAGGAUUCUGUGUCCCAGUUUGUCCGAAUGACGUUGACUUUAACCCUCGACCAGCAGUAUCCUUCGUCUUCUCCAUCCAUCUCCAUUCAUAACCCACGAGGACUGUCUGACGACAAGCUCAACAGUGUCCACAGGUGUCUUCAGUCGGAGGCUCAGUCCUGUCUGGGUUCACCGGUGUUGUAUCAGCUUAUUGAGAAAGCAAAAGAAAUCCUGACUGAAAGCAACAUACCACAUGGAAACUGUGUCAUCUGUCUUUACGGAUUUAAGGAGGGAGAGACGUUCACCAAGACGAGCUGCUAUCACUACUUCCACUCUCACUGCCUCGGCCGCUACGUCAGCCACUCUGAGAGGGAGCUCCGGCAGAGGGAGAAGGAGCUGGAGGAGGACAAGACCAGAGACCGAUCAGACUGUCAGGAGCUGACUGUGGUGUGUCCCGUGUGUAGAGAAGCUCUGUCCUAUGAUGUCGACCAGCUUCUGUCGUCUCCUGCGCCGCAGCUGCCAGAGAUGGACAAAGCAGCAACUGCUUCAGAUUUUCAGCAGAAAUGGUUCGAACUGCAGAAGCUUUUGGAAAGACAGAGGGCAAAAGGUGGAGUCAUUGACCCGGAGGUGGAAUCAAACCGCUUUCUUAUCCAUAUCAAUGAGGAUCCACCUGUUGCUGAAGAUGGAACCCUGGAUGCAGAGGUCUCUUCUGGCCCCCCAGAACCCUCUGCCUCUUCUACAUCCUGUGGUGAAACUGGUGUCAGGUCAAAUCAUUUUUCUGGACCCCCCGACUGCAGGGGUGGUCAGAGCCAGAGGCGUCGGACCCAGGUGAGGGGGCCCAGGAGAGGAGGAGUAAGAUCCAGACCACAUCAUGGUAGAGCUACCCCCAUCACAGAGCAGUUGGACAGAAUCGCUCUGUCCUCAGAGUGCACUGACAGACCAGUAAAAGCCAAAGCUCAGGUUUGUCCUGAGCAACACAUGGAAUCAAAUGCAGAAUUGUGUCAGUUGAAGACAGGAUGGGAGGGUUACCCAGAGCAACAGCACAAGCAGGUGUCCCCAGACGACCAGCCAGUUCACAAGUCACCUUUGGAAGGGGAGUGCCAGAACGCUGCUGCAGAAACUGCAGAGAACUAUGGCCAUCGUGGAAGAAGAAGGGGCCCUCAGCGAUCUGGGCCACACGGCGGAGGCCCUGGGCCAGGACGGUAUCAUUGGGACUGGCGAGCUUCAAGAAGCCGGGGAGGAGGGUCCCAUCGGGGUCAUGGCAGAGGCCUCCAGCAGAAUGUGGUGGAGAGAGAGAGGGGGAGAGAAGAGGUGCUAUGACAAAGGGCAACAGGAGGGCCAGUGAACAAGUGUAUGUGUGCCUCCAUUCUGAAUUUGCUUAGAUUAAAGCCCUGCACCAGAAAAUCAGACUUUCAUUGUAGUAUCUUAUCCUGUUCAUCACUCGUACCCUGGGUCCUGCACACUAAUAUCAGAAACUCAUGGCUGGUUUUUGUUGUAAUGCAAUAUGACAUGAAGGAGCAGAUUAAAUUUUCUCUGGUUGUCAGCGA